AUGCCUAUUAUCAGCAAUGCCAACCACGACUUCACCAACUACUCAAUUAGCAGUGAUGACAGUAGCCUUGACAGAUUCUUCACUGAGAUCCCAGAAACAGAGUCCAUCAAGGGGGUGUACUUCCAGCGGGCCCAGCUACUACGUGACCCAAAGGCCUCACACGUGGUUGAUCACACUCUUCAAGUCCUCAUCAAUGUUGGGGGUAAUCGAUACACCUUCCCUUGGAGCACACUGGAGCAAUUCCCCCAGAGUCGCCUGGGACGCCUGCGCUUCUGCACCACCCCUGAGGAGAUUGCACACCUGUGUGAUGACUAUGAUGAGACAUGCAAGGAAUACUUCUUUGACCGCAACCCGACAGCUUUCCAGGUCAUCCUCAACUUCCUUGCAGCUGGGAAAUUACGUCUGCUCAGGGAAUUGUGUGCCGUUUCUCUGCAUGACGAGCUUGACUACUGGGGCGUUGACCCAGGUCAUAUGGAGCGGUGUUGCCGUCGUCGCAUGAUCACCCGUGUGGAAGAGGUGGCCGAGCGAGAGCGUAAAGAAGAGGAGUGGAGACAGAAGAGGAUGAUGCUGAAAAAAAACACAGCAGAAGUGGACAGAGGCCACUGCAAGCUGAUCUGGAUGCUGCGGGAAGUGGUGGAAAACCCUCACUCAGGGUUGGCAGGAAAGAUAUUUGCCUGCCUCUCUGUCAUGAUGGUGCUGGUCACGGUGGUCAGCCUGUGUAUCAGCACCAUGCCAGACCUCAGAGAUGAAGAAACUAGGGGCGAAUGUUCCCAGAAGUGUCACAGCAUGUUUGUGGUGGAGUCCAUCUGUGUAGGCUGGUUCACUUUCGAAUUUGUGCUGCGAUUUGUGAACGCCCAGAGCAAGCUGGCCUUUGCUCGUGGGCCCCUCAACAUCAUUGAUGCCAUUGCCAUCCUGCCCUACUAUGUAUCGUUGGUGGUGGACGUCAACGAUGAGUCCCAAGAGGAAGUCGUCAUGGGUGCUGGUAGAGGCUACCUGGACAAAUUGAGUCUCAUUCUUCGCUUGCUGCGCGCGCUGCGCAUCCUAUAUGUUAUGCGGCUUGCUCGUCACUCCCUGGGCUUGCAAACACUGGGCCUGACCAUGCAACGCAGCAUGAGGGAGUUCGGCCUACUGCUGCUAUUUGUCUGCGUGGCCGUUACUCUUUUCUCACCCUUGGUCCACCUUGCAGAAAUCGAACUGGCGCCAUAUGCCGCUACCCAUCCAGAACACAGCUUCAGCAGUAUCCCGGCUACUUACUGGUGGGCAAUCAUCUCUAUGACAACUGUUGGUUAUGGAGACAUGGUCCCCCGCAGCAUCCCUGGACAGAUGGUGGCAUUGACCAGUAUCCUGAGUGGUAUACUCAUCAUGGCAUUCCCCGCCACUUCCAUCUUCCAUACCUUCUCUCGCUCCUAUCAGGAGCUGAAGCAGGAGUACGAUAGGCUUUGGAAGGAGGAGAGAGGCGAGGAAAUAGCCGCAGAGUCGGAAGAGAGGUGCCCCAAAGUUGAGUUGACAUCAAAUGAGCACACAUCUCUAUCUAGAGUAGACAAUUUUGAGCUAAUGACAGACAGAGAUGAUCAUUCUACUCUUCCAAGUACAGCUUUCUAACAGAUCAGUAAUCUUGGAAAUGCAUGAAAAUACCAAUUCUGUUG
Messenger RNA from Phycodurus eques (leafy seadragon), 1646 nucleotides. RefSeq names its product potassium voltage-gated channel subfamily G member 4-like. Gene Ontology annotation, biological process: protein homooligomerization; potassium ion transmembrane transport. The record is from RefSeq and is a predicted model, not a curated record. The transcript is spliced from 2 exons. Bases 1 to 1602 code for a protein of 533 amino acids. Lineage: Eukaryota; Metazoa; Chordata; Actinopteri; Syngnathiformes; Syngnathidae. Gene Ontology annotation, molecular function: protein binding; delayed rectifier potassium channel activity. Gene Ontology annotation, cellular component: membrane; voltage-gated potassium channel complex.